UCGAUCGGUGAUCGCCAUCGCACAGGAAUUCGUUGUCCACUCGUCAAAGAGGACCAAACGUGACACAAUCUUUCGUUCCGUGCGACCGGGAAUUUCAGUCGAGUUUACGCGCUAACACCUGUUCUUAGUCGAUCUCUUCGGAAACCCUUUGAAACCCCCGACGUUAACGCACUCGUGCCGAAAGCCAGUAGCCAAGUGAUGGAUAUCUAUAACGUGCAGUGUACGUGAACACCGUAUUUGGACUAGCAUGCUUCCUUAUCAGAAAAGAUUCUCGAUACGGAAGAAGGAACGAUGACACAGAGUAAUCUGGAUGCUGCUCCAGAGUUUCAGGGGGAAGCUGUGAUCGCACGUUCCGAUGUUGCAGCUUCGCAAAGAAUUCAAAGACGUAUCAACAAAACGAUGAGGCAUCGAUUGCUUUGGUCGAAUCAAGUAUUUCAAGGGCACUGCUUAAACCCGGAUAUUUCAUUUCACGGGCUGUGAAUAUCUCAAGGAUCUCAGAAACUCGUAUCACGCUCGACGGUGCCCUCUUCAGGUUUAGGAAAAGAGGUCGAAAAUGAUUCAGUUGCACGGUAUGCAAAUUGCACAUUGCACCAGCGCAAACGAAGGUCAUCCCGAACCUUCCAAUUAACAGAUGCGGCGCAGUUGCGAUCAGAUACCAUAAGUGAUCGAGCGACAUCAUCACCUAUAUACAUAUAUGUAUACGUAUACAUUUGGUAGUAAUUACAUACGCGCGGAAAAUCGCUUAAAUAUAUUUAAGUAAAAGUGGCCCAAGGACGUACGUUUGACAGAUCUUGCGUACAACUAACCCAAUUGUAGUGAAAGAGGAUCUGGCACGAGUAAAACAUGGCAAGUACGUUCAGUGAGCUCGGAUAAAGAUUACAGAACCCGACGAAAUGCCAGAAAUGUAAAAUUCGGCAGCAAACAAGGUGUGAUAAAUUGUCUCGGGGUGAAGAUAUUAUUCUAUUAUAAAUAUAUGACAUCAGGACAUAAUAAGUUGGAGACUCACGACUCGAAACUGGAUAUUUUGUGUCUCGAUUAUGUCUAUUAGCAAUUAACCUUUUCGUUGAUGAAUUACUUAGUCGCAUCUAUACCCUCUUAGCUGAAUUAAUUUCACAUUUUACUGUGUAAUAGUUAUAAAAUCGUUUUUAAUUCAUUAAAAAAAAAAAAGAAAAAAAGACAUACUUUGUCGUUUGUAGCACAAAAACACAUAAAUUUUAUAUACUUCCUUUCCCCUCUAUAUAAACGUGAUUUUUUUCAUAGUCUCUGCAGCAUUACUCGUAUUUACAUUAAUCCUAAUCUAUUUGACUUUCAAUUCAAUGACGUCAAAGUAUGGAAAAUGCCUUUCGAGGAGAGAACAACAGUCAUUAAAAAUGCUCGCUUAUUACGCAUCUAUCACGAAAGAUAUCCUGCUACAAUUCCAUUGUUAUCCAUGCGUAUAAAUUUUGUAAAUAUAAAUCGAAUUCAAAGUUUACAUACUGCUGAUCAGAUAAUUGCCAUGUCGUUAAUAUACGGCUUGUUAAACCAAACUCAAUGAAACAAAAAGCGACGUUUACGAUUAUCCCUUCUCCUUGAUAUAGUUGAUAAGAAUCAGCAAAUCAACAUUAUGAAACCAGUGUAAGUUAAUCUCAAGUCCAAUACUUUUUGUGAGUACUUCUUGAGCAAAAAAAAAACGGGCCGUAAUUAUAAAUACGACAUGGUCUCUGUAUGUGUCUUUCCGCGUUCUUGAAAUCGAUUGCGAAUGUGACGUGCGUUCUAUGCAUUAAUUUAUUCUGCGAUUUUACAGAUUACUGAGAAAGCAUAUGUAAUGCGUAUGGGAUUCCAACUUGGAAGUCCCAAGUCUGUGGGUUAUUCUUGUUAGUUACGGAAUCACGGACCGUUGAUGCAUUCUACCAUCACUGAAUAAUAAUUUAAACAUAAAUUCAAUAUUUUCAAUUUUGAAGCAUACCAAGUUUGAAGGUGGAAACUUGACAUGUCCUUUCUUCGUACUUGAUGCAGUUGACCGUAUUUUAGAACCAUCGACCACGAAACACUAUCUAUAUCUGUAUGCAUAUUUAAAAACUAAAGUCUGAUAAAUGAACAUGAUGUCACACAUGUCCAAGAAACGUGGCUGCCGGUGUAAAUAAAAAUUGACUUGUUUAUUUAUAAACGAGUGACAUUGACGUCUGUUCGUGAACAUUGUUCAAACAAAUGCAACCGAGUCUGCCUUGUAAUCAUCGAAAUUUAAAAUCGAUUCAUUUUCAUUUAAAUUGCAGCUUGUUUUUAGGAAUACACGGCGAUUCUACAUUCCUUUCAGGGAACGCAAGCGCAAGUCAAAUGCGUCACGUCCCAUCGAUUAAAGAUGAAUAUCAGAAGAAGCUCCACAUUGAGAUUUUUAUAAUCUCUAAACAUUCUCGUACCCCGCAGCGUUUUCGUUUCGUGUUUUCGUAGUUUCGUAACUGACGUAAAACGUUUACAUCUGUCGAUCCGUCGAACGUUCCUGAAAGUGCUCGUAGCUUUUUAACUACGACUGGCGGACAUUGUCCAGCAAGAUCGUACCGUUACUUUCGAUCUCAAGGCAUUGAAGUCUCCAGAUUUGAAAGACUUCCUUCAAUACUUUACUGCGUUUUAGAAUCUUACUAAACAUUUUAUGGAAAUUUAAUAAAUUCUAUUUAACAAACGGUUUGAAUGAAUCCAUAACAAAGAGAAAUCCAUAAUAUUAGUAUCAACGAGACUGUUAUUCGUUUUUUAUGGCACUGUUGAAUAAUGUUAAAUUUUAAACGACGUUUGCCGCCGUCAUUAUCCAUGCAGAACCGUAUACGGGGAAAUUGAAGGUUUCCUUGUAUUUUCACCGAUUAUCGAACACAAGUAGACUUAUUAUACCUCGUAACCGGAGGAUUUAUAUUUGCUCUUAGCUCGUAGAAAUAGUUACUGGUUGUUGCAAGAGGAAACGUUAACGAUCAUUGCGUACUCGACUUUAUUACACGUUCGUCGAAGUCUUUCACUUCUUUUUUCAAUAAUUCAUGGUAUCGUUGAUGAUUUUCAGCUAAAAUUCAGUCAACGUUUUGCUCUCGAUAAACUCCUAUUUCAUCGUUUUUUCUUUUUGUUUUAAAUCAGGCAAAAUUUUUUUUUAGAAAUUCAGAUUUAUUAUACUGUUCCCGCGAAAUGUAUAUCAAACUGUUUGAAUGUUCCGUUUGCUAUACUAGGGAGAUUUCAUAGUAUCCAUUCUUGCCAACUGUGAGAUCUUAACUCUCGCGACGAACUUCAACGAUCUGUUGUUGUUAUCAAGAUAACCUUCAUUUCAUAGUGGUUACAAAUAACAACAUUAUUAAGAAAUGGUGAAAUUAACGCCAGAUUUAAUACAACAAUCUAUGCAGUAUAUAAAUCCUGUAAAGGAUCGUGAAUUGGAUCUGAGAGGAUACAAAAUACCUACGAUCGAAAACUUGGGCGCAACUCUGGAUCAGUUUGACACUAUAGAUUUCUCAGACAAUGAUAUUAGGAAGUUGGAUGGGUUUCCUUUAUUAAAACGAAUCAAGACGCUCUUUUUCAACAAUAAUCGUAUUGUUAGAAUUGGGGAAGGAUUGGAGCAUUGCAUACCAAACUUAGAAACCCUUAUGCUAACUGGAAAUAUGAUUCAAGAACUUGGUGACUUGGAACCACUGACCCAGUUAAAGAAUUUGACUAAUCUUUGUCUACUACAAAAUCCAGUCUCUGCAAAACCUCAGUACAGGCAAUAUGUCGUAUAUAGGUUUCCACAACUUAGGCUUCUAGAUUUUAGGAAAAUUAAAAUGAAGGAGCGCGAAGCUGCAAUUGCUUACUUUAGAAGUAAGAAAGGAAAAGAAAUGGUUCGUGAGAUAGCUAAAAAGGCAAAAACACAAGCUACUGGUGCAUUUACGGAUAAACCUUUAACCACACUAGAGGAACGCAACAAAAUUAGGGAGGCUAUUACGAAUGCUUCUUCCCUUGAAGAAGUACAACGUCUUAGUAAAUUGCUUCAAGCUGGACAUAUGCCUAAUGAGGAAAGGCUACAAACUGGAAACAAUAUACCUGAAGCAAUGGAAGAAGAGGAUGAUUAAAUUUUUCAGAUAUAAUAAAACAAGAAUGAUCUCUUUUAUUGCUGUAAGUAUUUGAUUGAUACUCUUCGCAGAAGCAAGAACAGUUUGUUAAGCUAAUAAGAAAUGUGCUACACAACUUGAAUGUUUGUUAAGAAAUAAUUUAAAUUUUCAAGAAUAAAAUUAUUGAUAUAACCUAAUUGCCCUGAAGCGAUUUUAUAAAUGAAUAUCAGGCUACCAAUCACCUUUCAAAUUCUUUACAAUUUUUAAUAUAUGUAUAUGUUUAUUUCAGCGAU
Messenger RNA from Hylaeus volcanicus, 4324 nucleotides. It is a transcript of the gene U2A, whose product is annotated as probable U2 small nuclear ribonucleoprotein A'. Gene Ontology annotation, biological process: mRNA splicing, via spliceosome. Bases 3312 to 4052 code for a protein of 246 amino acids. Gene Ontology annotation, molecular function: protein binding; U2 snRNA binding. The transcript is spliced from 6 exons. The record is from RefSeq and is a predicted model, not a curated record. Gene Ontology annotation, cellular component: U2 snRNP. NCBI's taxonomy places the organism in Eukaryota, Metazoa, Arthropoda, Insecta, Hymenoptera, Colletidae.